UUUCGUCAAGGCCGCCGAUCUCAACCCGCGUCGAGAGGAUCUAUUGAGACUUGAAUAAACAGAGACUGAUUUUUCAGUCCAAUCUCGGAGACUUGGACGAGAUAAAAAACGAAAGAACAGACAGCCUCUAUUCCGAAGCCAGAAUGACCAACUGGAGAUUUAUCUUAAUUGUAGUAGUUUUAACGAAGAUGGAAGAUCGCACACUGGCCGAUAGAGCGUUUAAGAGGAAUUCUAAUCGACGUCACAACGAGACCAUGGACAUCGAGAAACGUCUGUCCGAGGAUGUGCUUCCCAGCAGAUACGUUAUAGCAAUUUCGACUGAUUUUCGAAAGGACGAGUUUCGUGGGUCUAUCGGUAUCGAUAUCGAUAUACUCAGGCCUCAAACCUACAUCGCCUUGCAUUCAAAAAAUCUAACUAUUUUGUCGACCAAACUGUACUCGGGAAAAUGGCGAACGGAAGUCCCAAUAAAGUCUGUGCUACCAGUGGACAAGCGUGAAAUGUUAGUGAUUAAAACGUUCAGAGUCAUCCCUGUAGGAAAAUACGUCCUAAAAAUGAAUUUCAGCGGCGACCUGAACGGGAAAAUCAAGGGAUUCUACCUGAGCAAGUACACUGACCUCAACCACUCGGUCAGAAAACUGGCAGUAACGCAAUUCGAGCCACUCUACGCGAGAGAAGCGUUUCCGUGCUUCGACGAGCCGAGCUUCAAGUCCACGUUUGUCGUGCGGCUCCUCCACUCGGAGAAACCUCCCUACCAUGCAUUAUCUAACAUGCCAGUCGCGAAGGUGGAGACGACGAAUACCGAAACAAUCACGUAUUUCGAUCCCACGCCUCCCAUGUCCACUUACCUCGUCGCCUUCCUCACAAGCGACUUCGACUGUUUGGGAGCCAACACGACCCUGUUGAACGGAACCAUGGUUCCCCUAAACGUAUGUGCCAGACCCAUGUACAAACACAAGGGGACGUUCGCCCUGAACGUCGCCAUCCGCGUGAUGGAGUACUAUUUGAGCGUUUUCAAUAUCGACUACCCGCUGCCCAAACUCGAUAUGGUCGCCAUACCUGACUUCAGCGCUGGAGCUAUGGAGAACUGGGGUCUGAUCACGUUUCGCGAAACGGAGCUCCUUCAUAGUGAGAACGACAGCUCCUGUCUGAACACGAGGAGCGUCAGCUUGACGGUGGCCCAUGAAUUGGCGCACAUGUGGUUCGGCAAUCUGGUCACCAUGAGGUGGUGGAACGAUCUCUGGCUGAACGAGGGAUUCGCGACUUACAUGGAGCACAUGGCGGUGGACUACGUCUUUCCCGAAUGGAACGAGAUGGACUCCUUUCCCUUGCACACCAAGUAUGUCUCCAUGAAACACGACAGCAGGUCACGUGCUCGUGCUAUCGUGAAGCGCGUCGAGGACCCUGAGGAGAUCGAGGAGAUGUUUGAUCGAAUUUCCUAUCAGAAGGCAGCAGCUGUGAUCAGGAUGCUGGAGGACGCAAUAGGCAAUUCGAGGUUCGUCCAAGGUAUCAGAAGCUACCUAGACAAUUAUCGAUUCAAAAACGCGGAGUCACGCGAGUUGUUCGAGCUCUUGAGCAACAAGACUCGCAACGACGUCGAUAUCAUCGACUUCAUGAAUCGAUGGACGAUGCUCGCUGGGUUUCCAAUGGUCAAUGUCGUUCCGCACGGCAAGAAGCUCUUCAGGCUCUCCCAGCAGCGUUUCACGACGAGCAAGAAACUGCUCGAAAUACGAGACGGAAGCUGGACCAUUCCCAUAAAAUACAUAACGAGCAGAAGGAACGGCGUCAAGCUCGACUGGUUCAUCGCGAAUUAUUCUUGCGUGGAAUUGUCGCUGGAGAGGCCAGUUGAUUGGAUCAAACUGAACCACGGAUCGAUCGGGUAUUACGUCGUCAAUUACACGGAGGAAGCGUGGCGCUCGUUUAGGGAUUUAUUGUCCAAAGACCAUCGAACAUUGAGCCCCGUGGACAGAGCAGACUUGUUGCACGAUGCUUUUCUUUUAGCGGGGGCCGCCGAUUUGCGUUACUCCGCGGCGAUGAACUUGACCUCUUAUCUCGCGAUCGAAACGGCUUAUCAGCCCUGGGCCGUGGCCGUCGAAUGGUUCACGCAAAUGAACAGACUGCUGGCCAGGACCCGCGUACACGAACGUUUUCAGUCCUACGCGAGGAGGCUCGUUGAUAAAAUCUACCACAGAGUCGGAUGGAAUAUCCACGAGGAGAAGUUGUUCGCCAAGAGAGAACUGGGCGUGCUGGUGCUGAAUGCAGCCUGCAGCGUGGCUCACAAACACUGCCUCGAUACCGCUGGAAGGAAGCUGAGGGAGUUCCUCGCGAACAAGGAUGGCAAACAAACGUUGCCAGCCGAUAUUCGGUCUAUCGUUUACACGUUCGGCCUCGUCACGCAGUCGGAUGACGUUGGAUCGAUAUUUGAAAACAUGUCGCGGCUAUUAGCGAUGGAGAACGACGCUCAGGAAAGGGAACGCUUGAUUAUCGGACUGACCGCCAUUCGAGAUAAAGACACCCUUAAUCGAUACCUUGAACGCGCCACCGACGGGAACUUGGUACGCAAACAAGAUUUUACCGACGUGUUGAUCAAAGUCGCCAUGAAUCCCGCGGGAGUGGACGUAGCCUGGAAUUUCAUACGAUCUCGAUGGACGAGCCUCGUCGCGGAGUACAACACCAACGGUUACUCUUUAGGAAAAGCCGUAGUCGCCAUCGUCUCGUCCUUCAAGGACCGCCGGAUGCUCCAAGAGGCCAGACGAUUCUUUCUGGAGCACGAGCUGGGAGUAACCGAGAGCACAAAGAGAAACGCUAUCGAGGAGAUUGAAAACAGCAUCAAAUGGCUGGACGCGAACGUGCAAAACAUCGAUUGGUGGCUGGCGGCCAAUGGCUUCGAUUAAACCU
Messenger RNA from Hylaeus volcanicus, 2895 nucleotides. Its product is annotated as glutamyl aminopeptidase-like. Gene Ontology annotation, biological process: peptide catabolic process; proteolysis. The transcript has 16 exons. Gene Ontology annotation, cellular component: cytoplasm. Bases 144 to 2891 code for a protein of 915 amino acids. The record is from RefSeq and is a predicted model, not a curated record. Gene Ontology annotation, molecular function: zinc ion binding; peptide binding; metalloaminopeptidase activity. Lineage: Eukaryota; Metazoa; Arthropoda; Insecta; Hymenoptera; Colletidae.